Messenger RNA from Colletotrichum gloeosporioides, 993 nucleotides. RefSeq lists its product as uncharacterized. The transcript has 2 exons. Gene Ontology annotation, biological process: nucleotide metabolic process. The coding region runs from base 1 to 993 and encodes 330 amino acids. The record is from RefSeq and is a predicted model, not a curated record. Gene Ontology annotation, molecular function: ATP binding; ATP:ADP adenylyltransferase activity. Lineage: Eukaryota; Fungi; Ascomycota; Sordariomycetes; Glomerellales; Glomerellaceae.
AUGGGAUCCCAAGUCAUAGACGAGGCUUCCGUCCUCAAGCAAUUCGACGCCCUCGUGCGCAAGGGGACGGUCCUCUACAGCGACGACCUCAAAAAGAUUCACCACCAAGAUGGCGGGUUCGAGGCACACCACCCCUCCCCCAUCUCGUCUCCCUUUGAAUUCCGCCUCACCUCGGCCCUGAAAACCAAACCCGCAGCCGUGUUCGACAACUCGGAGCUCGACGCCGCUACCACACCGCCAAAGUCGCCCUCACCCGCCGCCUCCAACGGCACAAACACGCCAAUGGAGCUCGACGCAGAGGGCCAGAUCCCCGGCGGCGACAUCUCCGUCGCGGGAUUUGUGAUUAAUCCCGUCAACAACACGCAUGUGCUCAUGUUCAACAAGUUCUGCGCGUACAGGCCGCACCUGAUCCUCCUCACGGCGAACGGCUACCGGCGGCAGUUUGAGCCGCUGGGGAGGGAGGACCUAGAGGCUGCGAGGGACGUUCUGCGCGGGCUGAAUUCGAAGGGAGGGAGUGAGUAUCUUGUGAUUUUCAACUGCGGGAGGGACGGCGGGUGUUCGCGGCUACAUAAGCAUAUGCAGGUCAUACCCGCCCCGUCAGAUUUCCGGCUAUGGCCUGAUGUGAGGGAGUUAGAGGCCGCGGUGCCGUAUGAGUGCCUCCUCAAGAGGUUCGAGAACGGGAAUCCCGGGGGGGAGGGGUUGGGCGGGAUGUAUCGCGAGAUGCUCCGCGCGGCGACGGCGCUGGUGCCUGGGCGGGAGGCGGUUGUGGAGGAGGACGGGGACGGGAACGGGGUUGCGGUGCCGCAUAAUGUGAUCCUGAGCGAGCGGUGGAUGGUGGUUGUGCCGCGGACGAAGAUGGAUGUGGAAGGGGGCGGGGUGAAUGCGGCGGGGAUGCUGGGGAUGGUGUGGGCUUCGGGGGAGGAGACGUAUGAGCAGUGGAUGAGGCUGGGGCCGAGGGAGGUUCUGGCGGAGGUUGGUGUGAGGAAGAGGUAG